Molecule: messenger RNA, 3135 nt
Organism: Thlaspi arvense
Lineage: Eukaryota; Viridiplantae; Streptophyta; Magnoliopsida; Brassicales; Brassicaceae
Source: the annotation of a GenBank genome assembly
AUGAAGGCUGAUACCAUUCUCGACUAUGCUAUAUUUGAGCUUUCGCCAAAACACUCGCGAUGCGAACUGUUUGUAUCGAGUGAUGGAGAAACAGAGAAACUGGCUUCGGGAUUGAUCGAACCAUUUGUGAAUCAUCUGAGUGUUCUGAAAUCACAAUCCUCUUUUAGAGCAGAAGUAGGAAAAAACGAAAAUGACAAAUCCUGGUUCACAAGAAGAACACUCGAGAGAUUUGUUCAGUUUGUUAAUAGUCCAGAAGUUUUGGAAAGAGUCAAUACAUUUGAUUUGGAGAUGUCACAGUUGGAAGCAGCUCGGACAUUAUAUUCCCAGGACGAUGGAGGUGUAACGGAUGCAACAAAGAAGGAGCUCUCAAGAGCUAUAGAUUUAAGACUUGAUGCAAUUAAGAAGGACUUAACCACAGCUAUUGCUCACGCGUCAGCUAAUGGUUUUGACCCUAAUUCUGUUUCUCAUCUCCAACGUUUUGCUGAUAGAUUCGGCGCACAUCGUUUGGACGAAGCAUGCGGUAAAUAUAUUUCACUAUGGCAAAGAAGACCAGACCUGAUCACGAAGAACUUGAAGACCAACACACAAACAUCAGACAGUGAAACAAACGUCAGUCAACUUCAAAGUGCUGAGAGCACUAAGAAAGAUGAAGAGGAGAAAAAAGAUGAGAGUUUGGAUGAGUCUACUUCUACGGUUAAGACCAGUCAACUUACGAGGAGACUCAGCGUACAAGAUCGGAUUAAUCUCUUUGAGAACAAACAGAAGGAAAAUUCAAACUCUGGAGGAACCAAACCGGUGGUUGUGGCUAAGUCCACAGAGUUAAGGAGGCUUUCUUCUGAUGUCUCAUCAGCUGCUCCUGCAUUCCCUGAAAAAACUGUUUUGAGAAGAUGGAGUAUUGUUAGUGACAUGAGCUUUGAUUUGACGUCGGAUAACAAGAAGUCUGACACUAGUAGCACCGAAGAAGGUCCCUCGAGUGCACCAUCAGCUGGUAAUCCUGACGCCACAGUGCCAAGAGAGUCUGAGGAAAACAGUAUAAAGGUUGAUGAUGAUGACGAUGUGUGUUCUACCAAAUGUGAUGAUUCUCAAAACCAGACUGAUGGUGCUAUCAGGCAGAGAGAAGAGGAGAGUUAUGCAUCCAAGUCCCACAAUGUGGCUCCAUCAUCUGUUGUGUUCCCUUAUCGACAUACGCGAUCUCGAUCAGCUCAUUUAGCAAAUGGUAUUGAUAUCAAAAGUGAUGAUAUUCAACCAAAAGGCCGGAAAAAAGAGAUGUUUCCAUUAGACAAGCAACCAACCUCUACAAAACCAACUUCUGCAGGGUCUGAACAAGGACAAAGAUCAUUUGAUGUAGAGGAUGAUCUUGAGGUUAGUCCCGCGAAUGCAAAUUCAGCUGGAAAGAUCAACAAUAAUAGAGCUCGUGCAGCAUCUGUGGAUCAAACGCAGAGGACAAGAAUGUCUAGGGAAAGCCCUCAAGGGGUUAAUGAUGAGCUGAAAAAGAAGGCAAAUGAGCUUGAGAAGAUGUUUGCAGAGCAUAAACGACAGGUUCUUCCAGUGGAUCAAUCAGCUGGUGAUGAUAAAGGCAACGGGAAUGCUGUAAUGCGGCGGAAUUUAUCCGAGUUAAGUUUUUCAGAUGGUUCCAAAGGGAAGCUGUAUGAGACGUACAUGAAGAAAAGGGAUGCAAAACUGAGAGAAGAGUGGAGUUCGAAAGAAACUAAACUCAAGUCAAUGCAAGAAGCUCUUGAGAGAAGUAGGACCGAGAUGAAGGCUAAGUUUUCUGCUGCUUCCGAGAAGAGGCAGGAUUCGAUAUCAAGUACCCGCCAACGCGCAGAGAAAUUAAGAUCUUUUAAUGCUCGGUCGAGUUUGAAAAAGUAUCAGCAUCCUAUAAGCUCAUUACAGAGCGAAGAGGAAGACGUGAAAGAUAAGCCAGUCGUUGGAAAGAGUGCUCCAAGGAGCUCCCAAGUAAGAAAGGGUCCAUCACCAAACCGGAGCUCCCGAGUCUCAAAACCGGUAUCAGGUAAAGUUUCAAACACUAACAUUACUUCCGGGAGAGUGCGAAGAACAACAGAGAUAAAUCCGGUUGCACAAUCUUCUGUUCCCAAUUUCUCUGAUCCUAAGAAAGAAAACACAAAACCAUCUUCUUUAGCUGUCAGAAAUCCUCCUAUGAUGCGAACACAGGUGAGAAGUGGUAAUAAGAAGACCGCAAAGGAAGACAUAUCGCCUCCUGUUAAGCCCCGGAGGCCAAGAUCGUUAAGGAAAAGCUUCUCUGCGAACAUAGAGUUCACAGAAUUGACAACUCUCUACUCUGAUGAUAUGAUGAACAAAGAGAGAAAUCAGAAGCAAGACAGUGACAUUGAUGUACCAGAGAGGAAUGAAGAGUUUGAUGAAGUUGACUCUGAGGCAGAAGUAGAAGAAAAGGAAGUCGUGGAGACUCCUCUAAAAGAAGCUGGAGAAAUGGAAGAAACUCUAGUGGUUGAGGAUAUUGUUGAUGAAAAGCAUUCACUUAGCGACAAAGUCGAGAACUCCUCAGACGAUGAAAAUGUCACUUGUUUGAGAUCAGUUUCUCAGGUAGACUUACCGGUGAAUGCUCUACCUUUAACAUUUCAGCAUAGUGUUGCCUCGUUAAUGGAUUCACCUAGUGACAGUCCUCUCUCAUGGAACUCAAACCUGCAACACGCAUUCUCUUAUCCGCACGAGCACUCAGAUGCUGAUGCUUCCAUGGAUUAUUCUCCCAUGGGGAGUCCUGCUUCUUGGAGCUCGAGAAUGAGGAAGAAAUGGGGAACAACGGCUCAGAGUCCUGUUAUUGUUUCUAAUUCUUCUCCACUCCAUUCUCGGAAGGAUCUAGCGAAAGGGAUCAAACGUCUGCUAAAGUUUGGGAAGAAAACUCGUGCUGCGGAUAAUCUAAUGGAUUGGGCUUCUGUGACGACAUCUGAAGGCGACGAUGAUUUUGCUUAUAGAUCAUCGGACGAGUUGAGGAAGUCAAGAAUGGCGUCUUCUCAAAGUCAGCUUUCUGAGGAUGAACAAGCUUCAAACAACUCGGUUCAUCAAGGGAGCUUUAGAGCGAAAGAUGGUGAAUUUAAGAGAUCAUUCUUCUCACUGUCUACGUUCCGUAGCAAAGGAAACGACUCGAAGCCAAGAUAA